This is a messenger RNA of Lytechinus pictus (painted urchin), 3617 nucleotides long. RefSeq names its product alpha-crystallin B chain-like. Gene Ontology annotation, cellular component: cytoplasm; nucleus. The transcript has 3 exons. The coding region runs from base 431 to 1042 and encodes 203 amino acids. NCBI's taxonomy places the organism in Eukaryota, Metazoa, Echinodermata, Echinoidea, Temnopleuroida, Toxopneustidae. The record is from RefSeq and is a predicted model, not a curated record. Gene Ontology annotation, biological process: response to heat; protein refolding.
GCUGUUCUGGAAUUUUCUAUUUGGGGGCGGAGGACUCUAUAAGUAAACCUGGAAAUAAACUAAAUGUGUUCUUAUAAAAGAAAUAACACAAAGUUGAAAUUCAUUCGAUCAGUAACUAGGCCAAAUUUACUGCAACGUGCGAUAUCAUUCGGUGCAGUGGCUAUAAGACCUUUGCUUUGCUUGGCGUCUUCAAUUUGAAAAACAGGUUGCAUAUUCCUGCAAUUUGAAGUCCGGCGCGGCGCCACUCUGUGCACGUAUCGUCCGCGUUCCAAUGUUAGGAUAAGUACAUAGUUGCGAUCGUCGCAUUGUGUCCAUUUGACUAUAAUUUUUGUUGAGGAUCUCUUUCGUGAACUACUCUCUCGACCUCUAUUUAAGGAAGAAUUCAUUAUCACUUUCUCUUUCAAGUUUUUUUAACACACGUGUAUACAAUAUGGAAAGGAAAGUGGUCACUAAACACAGUAGCUCUCGACGUCGAUUCACCGACGACGGCGGAUGGGAUCAUCAACCAAUGCCUAGUCGACUCGGUCUCGAGCAACGCUUCGGCGACGCCGUCCAUUUCGAGGACGACUUCGGCGACUUCCCGUCUCACCCGAGUUCUUCGCAGUACUACGUGACAUCGAGGCCGACGACGGCGAUGGUGCCUUCGAGGAGGAUGGAAGUCGCCAGCAUGCCUCCGAUGAGGAUGGGGAGGACACCCAUUCCCGUGUCGACGGGGGAUGUCAUGAUGACGGAUACCGACUUCAAAGUGGCUGUCGACGUCAGUAACUUUGACCCGGAGGACAUCGAAAUCAAGAUCGUUGAAACCGAACUCACCGUGCACGGCAAGCACAUGGAAAAACAGGACGACCACGGCAAGAUCUCCCGGGAGUUUACCCGUCGCUAUACCCUCCCACCCGAUGUCGACCCUACCACUGUGACGUCAUCACUGGGCCAAGAUGGCAUCCUGGCUAUCCAAGCUCCCCGCAAUCCUCCCAAACCAAAGAACCAAAACAUCCCCAUCAAGGUUGAGAGUAAGCCAGCCAUCGGAGGGGCUAAGAAGUAAAAUCACCGAAAGUUCUGGGGCCCCGUUUCAUAAAACUUGUUAUAAUAACAAAUUCGCAAUAACAGUUUAAAGCAACUGGAAUCAUACAAUAUUAUGAUUGGCUGAUAGUAAACUUGUUAUAGACAUUGUGCGUUUGCUAUAAUAACAAGUUUUUAUUUUAUGAAACGGGCCCCUGGUGGUAUUAUAGUCAAGCCACCAGAACAAACUCCAAACCGAUUUCACCCCAGCUGGUUACAAACUUUAAUGUGCCAUGAAAAUAAAUUUUAACGAGAUGGGGAGAUAUGUUACCUCGCCAUGUCGACUUUUACAGAGUCUGUUGUAUGUCGACAUGGCGAGAUACGUGAUCGACGUUUACUGUUUACUGGGCAAGAUUGUUAUCUCGCCGUAUCAUCAUAUCGCCUUUUCUGGGGCUGACUUGACAAGAUCUCGCCAUGACGACAUAUAAUUUUUUUAUAGGACGACUUGUCAAAAUUUUACCAUGCCAAAAUAAACCUUUUUGUAAGUCGACAUGGAGAGAUAACGCAUUUCCAUGUUGACAUACAACUUUUGUGUGUCAGUUUUCACAAAACAACAUAUCUCGCAACAUAAUGAGUGUAUUAAAGUCGACUUGGCAAGGUGACGUAUCUCGCCAUGUCACUAUCGGGCCGACUUCGGUUUCACUGAUGUGACCGUAUAUGUUCCCAAAGUUAUGUUACACAAAGCUUUAUAACGAAUGCCGGUAAUAGCCCAUAAAGUGUAAACAUAUAGUCCCAAAGUCGUACCGGACGGUGUAGUAAAUCGUUACUGCGACAAAGGUAAUUUCACUAACAGAAAAUAUUUAUUUUACGUCUCUAAAUGAGAGAUCGCAAUAUACAAAAGUGCUAAUUGAUAUCUGCUUAUUCAGAUUUUAGGUCAUGCGAUUAAAACCAUUGGAGAACUCGAUGGCUUGCCAUAAAACAGUUGUUCGUAACAUGUCAUUGUAACUUUAAAACCAGCUUUGUGAAACACCUCCUGCAUGGAGCACCGACUUGUAAAGAGUUGUGAUCGAUCGAUUUAAAUCGAAUUAAAAUUGAUAUUGAUCUCAAGUUGUGUUGUUAAAAUAUAGGAAUUGAUAACAAUCCCGGUUUGUGUUUGAUUUAAAUCAAUAGCAACUCUACGCAAGAUAUAGGGACAUGGUGUAUCAUUAAGCACCUUCUGUGAUAUAUUUUCUUUAAUAUUUCGUUUCUUUAAUUCACAUGGUAAGCCUAUAUUGGGACAGGCGAUCGGCCUCUAUAACAUUGCAUUUUUUAUUUUUUAAGUAUUGUACAAUUUUGUUGUUAAUUAGCAGAGUUUGCUUGUUUCUUUAUUUCGAUUAUAAAUGGCAAAUUCCUAGGCUUAUCAAGAAGCAAUCAUUAAGACCCUGUUAAGGAUUAGAAAUUCUGUAACUUUAAAUUGUUUUACAAAGAUGUCAAGUAAAAUUUUUUGUUUGCUUAAUAUUGAUUUCUAUUUACAAAUUCAUAGAUAAAUCUUCUGUAAAUCAUAGCUUGACUUGAAUUUAAUUUAUGCGUCAAUACAUAAAUAAAAUAAAUCUUUGAAUUUUGUCUUCCAUUGAGUAAGAUCCAAUUUCAAAUCAAACCGCUUUUAUUUGGCUCCGAGCUAUAUCAUUUAUCACUAAAAGUUUACACAAAAAUAAUUUCACAAAAUCAUGUGAUCUCAUUGCACUGAUGCGGUAGGCCUAAGGCCUACAAAAAACCUUAGACACCUUGCACCAAUUCUAGUUGAAAGUAACUGAAAUGCAUAUUUUUAAAAUGAAUUAUGUUAGAAGUUUGAAUGGAUGAUUUUAGGAGAUUUAAGAAAUUAUUGUUUAUAAAACAGAUCAGCGCUAUUCAAAUCUGAAUAUUUUUUUCAUACACUCUUAAAACAUUGGGUAAAAAUGCUCCAUGAGGGUAAUUAUGUGUCCAACUAAAAUUUGGCAUUUGUUUUGGGCAUUUUUAUUUAUCCAUUGUGAUGAAAAUUUUGCCCAUUCUAAAGUAAUUGCUGCUUAUUUUUUUAACCUUACUGGACAAUAUGCUUCCCGCAUUGGGUAAAAUGCUGCCACAAAUUGGUUGGACACAUAAUUACCCUCGUGCUGGUUAAAAUGUUACCCAAUAUUUUUUACAGCGUAUAGUGUAGGAUGUAAUUGGCUGUUACGUAGUUAUGUUUAUACAUGCCUACUCGUCAAUAGCCUAAUAUUUACACUUAAAAGUGAUUGGUCAAAAUAAUCAAAGUGUUUGGUGUGUGUGGAAAUUAAACAUUUCGAAAUGAACUGAUGAUUCCCAAUAAUUACCAUCUAAAUCAUUGAUCUUCUUCUCAAUGAUUUUGGCUGGACACAUGCAUUCACCACGUCAUUAUUCGUUUAUACACCAAUCAUUUCAAGAGUCUAAAAGUGUAAACGUUUGGUCUUUAUCUUCCGUAAUAACGUAACGCCUAUUAUUGUAGAUGUUUGUGAAUAUUAAUGUGUCAAAUAUACUCAGAUUUAAAAGUACAAUUUAUGUAAUUUCUUCCUUAUUGCUUAUAGCAUUUCGUGGUUCUUUUGCAAUAAAACAGUCAAAAUUGGACAAAGUUUUGAUCGAAAAUU